Messenger RNA from Colletotrichum orchidophilum, 1278 nucleotides. RefSeq lists its product as uncharacterized. The transcript has a single exon. Lineage: Eukaryota; Fungi; Ascomycota; Sordariomycetes; Glomerellales; Glomerellaceae. The record is from RefSeq and is a predicted model, not a curated record. The coding region runs from base 1 to 1278 and encodes 425 amino acids.
AUGGACUCCUCACCAUCGGCGACUUCGGGAUCAAGUCUGUCCCCGAAGAAGCGCCUGCUUGACCUGCCCAACGAGCUUAUCUGCUGCAUCGUCGACUCUGUCGUUCUUUUGGGGAAGGACAGAUACGAUGAUUCCAGAAAUACCCAGACCAUAUCGAGCCUUUCGCGCACCUGUCAGAUAUUCCACCAUCUCUGCAAUCCUCAACUGUACUCCACUAUCAACUUGGAUGAGUCCAAAGAAGCCGCCGGUCUCUUGAUCCGGUCACUUAUUGAGGCGCCCGAACUUGGGAUUCACCUGCAGCGUCUUACGCUACGCGUGAUAUGGGAAUCGGCAGAACACUGUGAAAAGGGAUUGCGGAGACGACUUACACAAUCGCAGAGCAAUGCAAGACAUCAUCCGGGAACUCUACCGAAUUUGCGGCACUUGGAACUGGAAGACCCUGCCGUGUACUUUAUGAACAUUCCCGAUGUUCCUCGCAUCUUCACCAGUCUGCUUGCGCUGCCUCCUCUCACAUCGAUUCUUACACGAUACGACAACGAUCGAUGGGGAGGUCUCGCCCAAGUCGCUUCUGCUGUACCUUUCGCCUUGGAACAGAUCCGCUUCCACGAAACUGCAAUACGAGGACCCGAAUUAUGCCGGCUACUCCAGCUGUGCCCCGGUCUCCGAGUCCUCGAAAUCGAAAUCGAUUAUCACUUUUUUUCUCCUUGCUUCCAGCCCGCCACACACCCGGGUAUUACCACUCACCUUUCUACGGCGCUCUCCUCACUUUGUCCGCGCUUGCAGAGACUUACAUUGCUACAUGGGGACCUCUCAGCACUUCGUCUCCCUGACGAACCACGCCUCACGUGUCUUACAGACUUGGAAGAUCUCACCGUAUUGGAGACCGAACUGCCAACCAUCUUCCGAAGUCCCGAAGACAUGGUGAACGUGGAUAUCGCCGCGCGUCUGCCAGCCAAGCUCACGGAGCUGACUCUCCAUGACAUUUGGUACUCAGAUCCGAGAUAUUGUCUGUAUUCUUUGGCGCCAGGCUCUCGUCCUUGGAUUCAUGAGAGGUUGGAUGCCAGAACUGAACCUCUGACUGCGAUGCUCCUGCGUCUGGCGUCAUCUUGUUUGGCCGGUGAGCUGCCUGAUCUCCGAAGAGUGGCCGUCAAGACGCCAACAUACGAACACGACAGAGGCAACACUUGCGACAGUAUCUCAGAAGCUUUUGCCAAGACUGGAGUUUUGUUCGAACUGAUUUCCGCUCACUCAACUUUUCCGUGUCCAUUAACGCGAUAA